AUGUUUGAGUAUCAUGACUCGCCAACCGCCGCUCAUGGAGGUAUUCAUCGGACUUUGCAUCGUAUACCCCAGCAGUUCUAUUUCCCUGGUGUGAGACGCCAUAUCACCGAUUACCUGAAGACCUACACUGAGUGUCAGUGGUAUAAGUCUUCCAACUUGAAACCGCCUGGCUUACUCCAGACUCCGGUACCGGCUCAACGAUUCGAGGUUAUUGCCGUCGAUCUCUUUGGACUGUUACCCAAAGGACCUCAGGGUGAAAGGUGGAUUUUGAUAGUUGUGGACACUGCUAGUAAGUGGUUCGAACUCUUCGCUCUAAGCGAGGCCACAGCCGAAACCUGUGCGAAAACUCUUGUUGGUCAAAUCUUUAUGAGAUAUGGACUUCCUAGGCGGAUGAUCUCUGAGAACGGUGUCCAGUUUGUGGCUGAUGUUAUGCAGAAGGCUCUGUUAGUCCUAGGUGUUAAACAGAACCUGGUGCCUUUGUAUCACCCAGAAGCGAAUCCCGUAGAACGGAAGAAUCGGGACCUUAAAGCUCACCUCGCCAUUCUCGUUGAGGGUAACCAUAAGCAAUGGUCUGAGGUAUUGCCUUUCGUCCGAUUUGCCUUUAAUAGCUCAGUCACCGUUUUUACAAGUACCACUCCGGCUUUCUUGACAUUUGGACGUGAGCUCCGUUCUCCUUUGUCGGUUCAGGCUGAUCUACGGGCGGUCAUCAAGUCUGAAAACUUAGACCCUCAGAUUACGCCUUACCUUUUGAAGCUUGCUGACUCACUCUCAGAAGCUAAGGAGAACAUUGAACAUCAACAGGAUCUUCGUAAGCUCCAAGCCGAUUCCGAUCGCCGUGAUUCGGAUCCAUUACAAGAAGGUGAUUUCGUACUCAUGAAGUCACAUGUCUUGAGUAAUGCUGCUAAGGGUGUUACUUCUAAAUUCAUCCCGAAGCAGGAUGGUCCGUAUGUAAUCUCCAAACAGGUGAGUCCAACUACUUACAUUCUAACUUCGCAGAAGACUGGUGAAGUCGUUGGUAAGUAUCAUGUGUCGGAUCUACGUAAAUACCAUGACAGGGGUGGUGAAGAAUGUCCGGAGCCGGUCGCUCCUAAGCGUCGUAGGGGUCGUCCUCGUAAGGAUCGCUGCUAG
This is a messenger RNA of Parnassius mnemosyne (clouded apollo), 1128 nucleotides long. The record is from the annotation of a GenBank genome assembly. Lineage: Eukaryota; Metazoa; Arthropoda; Insecta; Lepidoptera; Papilionidae.